CCUCCGACGCGCUUGCUACCUUGCCAACUCACCUCGCACUCACAACUACGCAAGACAUGGCGGAGCCGCUCAAGGGCUCGGACGAGGACAUGUCAAGCUACAAGACUCGGCUCGUAUGCUCGCACAUCCGCAAUUGUCUCUCACAGCAUCGCAGCGGCAAGAAGCCGCUCAUUGUCGGCGUGCAAGGCCCGCAAGGAAGCGGCAAGACGACAUUGACCACAGGCCUAGUGAAGAGUCUGGCACAGCAGUCAAUCAAGGUCGCCGUCUUCUCCAUAGACGAUCUGUACUUGCCAUUUGCGGGAUUGGAGGAGGUGGCGCAGCGCAAUGCGGGAAACGUGCUCCUCGCGGGCAGAGGCCAGCCUGGCACGCACGACGUCGAGCUUGGGUCGAAGAUACUCAGGGAGCUCAGCGGGAUCAACGACGGCUCUGGCUCGACUGUAUCGCUGCCAAUUUUCGACAAGAGCCAAAAUGGAGGCAAAGGGGAUCGGUCAGCGGACAGCGUACCGGUCUCUAGCCCGAUAGACGUCGUCGUCUUCGAGGGGUGGUGUCUUGGCUUCGCCUCAUUGCAGCCUAACGCCCUGCGUCAACGCUACAAGGCAGGCGCACAAGGAGAUACCCGCUGCUACUUCUCCUCGCACGCCCUGAGCCACCUCGAGACGAUCAACGCCAAUCUCGCUCAGCUGGAGCGCGCCUGGUAUCCAUACCUGGACGCCUUUGUGCAGCUAGUGCCGCAGACGAUCGAGACGGUCUUUGAAUGGCGACUAGAGGCGGAGCAUGCUAUGAAGGCAAAGAAUGGAGGCAAGGGCAUGACGGACGAGGAAGUGCGAGGGUUUGUGGAACGAUACAUGCCGGGCUACGAACUUUUCGCUGAAGGAGUGACGCAGGAGGAUGCGCCAUGGAAAGGCAGGCUAUUGAGGAUUGGGUUGGACGAGAGGCGAGACGUUACUUUUGUGGAGUCAUGAGCGAAGCAUCAGACCAGGUGUCUUUUCUGAUUGCAGCACGAGUAGGUUUGAGACUGCUCAUCUGCUUCAUAUGCUCACUGAGCUGCUCCCUGCUUCUUCCUCAUAUCGGGCACAGUGUGCGCAUACGUAGCCUUAGCAGGCGCGGCAGCCUCCAUCCUCUCCACCCAUUUUGCGACAAGAGGUGUCUUAGAGAGCAGCUUGGGGCCCUCGGGGAUGCUCUUGAGAUCAGCGAGGAUGGGGUAUACGUAGAGAUCUGCCCAGCUGAGAUCGUCGCCAACGAACCAGUCACCAUGAGCGCCGUUGGCUUGCUGGUUCUCUUUGAUGAAGCCUUCGAGGAGGUCGAGGACGAGUUGGCCACCCUCCAUUGCCUCUUCGACUGCGACGCCGAUUGUGGCCUCAUCGGCCUUGUUCUGUUCGAGGCUCUGGCGAACCUUGAUGAUGCGGGCUUCGAGUGCCGUGAACACG
Jaminaea rosea is the source of this 1427-nucleotide messenger RNA. Its product is annotated as P-loop containing nucleoside triphosphate hydrolase protein. The coding region runs from base 57 to 962 and encodes 301 amino acids. The transcript has a single exon. Gene Ontology annotation, cellular component: cytoplasm. Lineage: Eukaryota; Fungi; Basidiomycota; Exobasidiomycetes; Microstromatales. The record is from RefSeq and is a predicted model, not a curated record.